AUGUCUGCAGAUGAUAAAAAUAAAAUUCAUUUACCAACAAAACUUUUCAAUUGCCAAGAAGUUAAAAAACGUAUGCACGAAAUUCUUCAUGACCAUUUACAUAGUGAACAAUAUGAUUUAAGUCGAUGUAAUUUUCUAGCAAAAAAUCUUUCAAAUAUUAUAAAAGAUUCAUUAAAAAUGUUGGAUUAUGAACGCUAUAAAUUUAUUGUACAAAUUGUGAUUGUUCAACAAAAUGAUGAAAGCUUUAAAAUGAUUUCUCGAUCUUAUUGGGAUUCUGAAACAGAUAAAUUUGCACAAUCAAUUUAUAUUAAUCAAUUUUUAAUAUGUGUUGCUACAACUUUUGCUAUUUUUUACUAUUAA
Molecule: messenger RNA, 360 nt
Organism: Rotaria socialis
Lineage: Eukaryota; Metazoa; Rotifera; Eurotatoria; Philodinida; Philodinidae
Source: the annotation of a GenBank genome assembly